AUGUUUGUUCCCUUGCCGGUGCCGUUCGUCUUUCAGAGAACUGCUUCCGACUUCAACGCCUGGCGUCUCAAGUCCCCGCUGGCUCCGCGUUCGAACUCCGAUAUCAGGAUGUCAAAGCCAGUAGAGGUUGAGAAGCCAGGGGCGGACUCUCCGAUGGAGAGCACAGACUCAGAAAGGAAUGGUCCCGAGCCCAACCAUCAGGCUCAGCCAAUGAAAAUCAGUCCCUUCUCCCUCUCUCCUACCAAGGGCAAGAUGGACGAGUGUGGGGAGAUGUCCCCAGCUCCUGCCCCUGCUCCCGCUCCCGCCCCCUCACAGACCCCCCUCCCGCACACGCAGCUCAUGCUGACCGGCAGUCAGUUAGCUGGGCUGACGGCGCUCCUGCCCGCGCAGCAGCAGCUGCUGCUUCAGCAGGCUCAGGCCCAGCUCCUGGCCGCGGCCGUCCAGCAGUCCAACGCCGCGCACGCAGCUCACGCAGCCCAGGCAGCUCACGCAGUGGCCGCGGCCAACAGCAGCAGCAGAGCCAGCAGCCAGCGCAGUCGCAGGCUCACAGCACACAGGAACAAACUGCCGCCCAAGCCCCGCCCCCUCCACCCCCAGCUCACCCUCUCUCAGCCAAUUCAGCUCACCGCCCAGGACAUUCAGCAGCUGUUGCAGCUGCAGCAGCUGGUCCUGGUUCCAGGGCACCCCCUGCAGUCCCCUGCGCAGUUCCUCCUGCCGCAGGCACAGCAAGGCAGACCAGGUCUGCUAUCGACACCAAAUUUAAUUCCGCUACCUCAGCAAAACCAAGGGGGCCUCCUUUCCGCUCCGCCCAGACUGGGGCUCCAAGCACAGAGAGACAAGGGUGUGGACGGCGGUGUUAGCUCGGCGACCUCCGUGGCCACGCACCCCGAGGAGCCCAGCGACCUGGAGGAGCUGGAGCAGUUUGCGCGCACCUUCAAACAGAGGAGGAUCAAGCUGGGCUUCACGCAGGGCGAUGUUGGGCUGGCAAUGGGGAAGCUGUACGGAAAUGACUUCAGCCAAACCACCAUCUCCCGCUUCGAGGCGCUGAACCUCAGCUUCAAGAACAUGUGCAAACUGAAGCCUCUGCUGGAGAAGUGGCUGAACGACGCGGAAACCAUGUCCAUCGACAGCACGCUGCCCAGUCCCAGCUCCCUGUCCUCUCCCUCCCUGGGCUUCGAGGGGCUCCCGGGCCGGCGCAGGAAGAAGCGCACCAGCAUCGAGACCAACGUCCGCGUGGCCUUAGAGCGCAGCUUCAUCGCGAACCAGAAGCCUACCUCAGAGGAGAUCCUGAUGAUCGCCGAGCAGUUGAAUAUGGAGAAGGAGGUGAUCCGGGUCUGGUUCUGCAACCGGCGCCAGAAAGAGAAACGCAUCAACCCCGCCAGCGCCACCCCCCCCUUGCCCAGUCAACCCCCGCCUGCGACGCACAAACCCCCCUGCUACAGCCCGCACAUGAUGUCCAGUCAGGGACUGUCCCAGGCCGUCACCAGCCUCAGCACAACAGUGACCACAAUGUCGUCAGUUUGUCCCAGCGGUCCUGCCACCCUCAGCUCCGCCCCUUCCCCAGUGACCCCGCCUCCUCGCAGCACAGCUAGCCCCGCCCCUCCCAGCCACAGCACACUGGGCCUGAACACAGGCCUGUGGCGUUUGGGUAAAAAGAACGGUGACGUGUCUAACUACAUCACCGAUUUUGCGGCAAACUUGAGCCCUGGCGGUCAGUGGUGGCCAGCUGCCCAUUUCCAGUCUUGAGGGGGGCAGUAAGGUUCUGCUGGGGAGUGCGGGGGGGUCGGGGGGCAGUCUCCCCUCCUCCCUGUUCCUCAAC
Molecule: messenger RNA, 1819 nt
Organism: Conger conger (European conger)
Lineage: Eukaryota; Metazoa; Chordata; Actinopteri; Anguilliformes; Congridae
Gene: pou2f2b
Product: POU class 2 homeobox 2b
Biological process (GO): regulation of transcription by RNA polymerase II
Cellular component (GO): nucleus
Molecular function (GO): DNA-binding transcription factor activity, RNA polymerase II-specific; RNA polymerase II cis-regulatory region sequence-specific DNA binding
Source: RefSeq, a predicted model, not a curated record